AAGUGUCCGUUAUCUGUGAUGGAGAUAAGAGAGUAAAAAAAAAAACCAACUUAGGCCCAGCGCGUAGAGCGCAAAAUCUCGCGGAGCGUUCCAGCAACCGUUUUCCUCGAGGUAGAAAAAUGUGUACAGUACAUCGCGAUGUGCCGUUCCGUCACCACGUGAGCGCGAUAUUAUUUUAACUCGUUCUCGCGCCAAUACGCCGUAAAAUAAAUCGUGAGACUUUUUUCAAAUUUUUAUUCAGUCCCCCGUGUAAAGUGAAAUAGUAUUCCAACGCUGUGUGUGUGUGUGUGUGUGUGUGUGUGUAUUUUUUUCAAUUUCAAUACUUAAGAAAAUUUUAGUCGCCCUGUAAUAUAUUGCAAUACUCCGAGAUUAGUUUCGCUGUCGUAAUACAGUUAAUACAACCCUUAAUGCGUGCGAUAAUAUACGACUUAUAUUUCGACUUGUAACGUUGCAUUAAUAUUCUGUAUACGAUUUAUUGUUUUCGAUUCCCUCGAAUUUGAACAAGAACCAAAGUUAAUAAUAUACGUAUUUUAUUGGAUAUGGUACUGCUCGCGGAACAUAAUAGUAUACUGUAAUAAGGCACCUAUGUGAACAUAUUUUGAUUGACGAUAAUCAGUAUUGUGUAUUAUCACAGUGAAAACAGUGUCGCGAAUAAUGCCCUCGACGGACGACGCUGUGAAGCGAUAUGGAAUUACCGAGAGACCACUCAAACAUAAAUAACGAAAACAAAAAUCAUCGUUGAACUUAAAGUCAUUAAGGUUUCGGAACGGGCCAUGAACGGAUCGGAUUUCGGCGGGCCCAACUCGACCAGCAACGGAACCGACGGCGCGGCGUGGCCCGACAGCAACCAAUUCGAGUUGCCGUGGUGGCACCAGCUGGCAUGGACCGUGCUGUUUGUGCCCAUGAUCAUGGUGGCCACGGGCGGCAACCUGAUCGUCAUAUGGAUCGUCAUGACCAACAAGCGGAUGCGGAACGUGACCAACUACUUCCUGGUGAACCUGUCCAUCGCGGAUGCCAUGGUGUCCACGCUCAACGUGUCCGUAAACUUUAGUUACAUGCUGACCAGCAACUGGACGUUCGGCACGGCCUAUUGCAAGAUCAGCCAGUUCGUGGCAGUCCUGUCCAUAUGCGCCAGCGUGUUCACCCUAAUGGCCAUAUCCAUCGACAGGUAUGUGCCCCUUAUAUUCAGGCUGCUCUUCGUGAGGUACUUCACACCGUUGUCACGCGGCGCUAACGCUCUCCAAUAUUAUUACCGGAGAGAGACCCAAAUAUCUGAUUUUAAAAAUCUCACGUUACAACACGGUACUGCAGCUGUUAAGAACGUUGCACAAUUCAUUUAAUAUAAAAAUAUAUUAAAAAAUAGUAUUUAUUUGUUCAUAAAUAGUUGGGGAUUAGUG
Myzus persicae (green peach aphid) is the source of this 1397-nucleotide messenger RNA. RefSeq names its product tachykinin-like peptides receptor 99D. Gene Ontology annotation, biological process: G protein-coupled receptor signaling pathway. The record is from RefSeq and is a predicted model, not a curated record. The transcript is spliced from 3 exons. Gene Ontology annotation, cellular component: plasma membrane. Gene Ontology annotation, molecular function: tachykinin receptor activity; neuropeptide Y receptor activity. Bases 774 to 1340 code for a protein of 188 amino acids. NCBI's taxonomy places the organism in Eukaryota, Metazoa, Arthropoda, Insecta, Hemiptera, Aphididae.